AUGCACGCUUCGCCUCUCUCUCCUCCGUCUCCAUCAUCUCUCUUCUCGCUUUCUCCCUCAUUUCUUCCUUUUGAAGGCAAUCCCUACACUCCCCCAUCACCGACCUCCCCACCACAUCUCUCACCCCCAACCGAAAGUCAUGACAACUCAAGCAAAUCACAUACGAGACACCUCGCACGACAAUCUGCGCCCCAGGCCCAUACCUCGGCUGCCCGACCCUCGGCUUCAGCCCACAAUCGACACAGAAUCGUUUACCCGCAUCGCGACCAUACCUCCCUCGUCGACGAUGAACCAUGCGGUCUGCGAACUCAGUUCUCGGGCGCAGUCGCAGACAGUACCGACAUGCAAAUACAUCCUUGA
Messenger RNA from Aspergillus melleus, 360 nucleotides. RefSeq lists its product as uncharacterized. Lineage: Eukaryota; Fungi; Ascomycota; Eurotiomycetes; Eurotiales; Aspergillaceae. The record is from RefSeq and is a predicted model, not a curated record. The transcript has a single exon. The coding region runs from base 1 to 360 and encodes 119 amino acids.